Molecule: messenger RNA, 2043 nt
Organism: Didymodactylos carnosus
Lineage: Eukaryota; Metazoa; Rotifera; Eurotatoria; Philodinida; Philodinidae
Source: the annotation of a GenBank genome assembly
AUGCAUAGUGCAGCUGGUCGAGCCUUAUUCCAACAUUUGACAUUUAAAUCGAAUAUUCAACAAAUAUCAUCGAGAUAUUUAUCAUCAUCACAAUCAACAAGAUUAUGCAAAAUAUGCAGUUCAUCAAAUUUCAAUCGAUCACCAUCUUUUCUCAAUACUGCACAACAACAACAACGUAAUCUAUUAACAACUAAAUGUUUACGCCGUCAUCAUUUAUUUUCUACUCCCCAACAAAUCAGAUAUGCAUCAACUGCUAGUUUACCAUCUCAUCAAAAAUUAACACUUCCAGCUCUAUCACCCACAAUGGAGACAGGAACAUUGAGGUCUUGGUCAAAACAAGAAGGCGACAAAAUCGUUGAAGGUGAUAUAAUAGCGGAAAUAGAAACAGAUAAAACAACUCUUGGAUUUGAAGUUGGAGAAGAAGGUUAUCUUGCUAAAAUCGUAUUACCCGCUGGAAGUAAAGAUGUGCCAGUUGGAUCGGUUUGUGCAAUUGUAGUUGAAAAACAAGAAGAUAUAGCUGCAUUCAAAGAUUACAAAGAUGAAGGAGGAAAAUCCACAACAUCAUCGACUAAGAGUGAUGGUAGUGAGAAAAAAGAGACAAAAGCCCCUGAGAAAAAGAAAGAGACGUCGAAAGGACAAGUUCAACAAGAGAAAGAACAUUCGCCGUCAGAAAAUAAAACAACUAAAGCAAAAGAAACUGAAGAAAACCAACAGCAAGCGCAGGGAGAAGAUGGGAAAGAUCACGUAUUCAUAUCACCACUGGCAAAAAAGUUAGCAAAUGAAAAAGGAAUCGAUAUAAAAUCGGUUCAAGGUAGCGGACCGAAUGGUCGCAUCAUUGCCGAAGACGUAGAAAAAUUUAUCAAAGAUGGUGGUGCCAAACAACAACAAGUUAAACCAGCAACAGCCAAAGAACAACAGUCAGUCACCAAAACAAAGAAAGAGAAAACUACUACUACCGGCGGUUACGAUGAAAUUGACAUUUCUGAAAUACAAGCUGCAACAAAACGUGUAGCACAAUCGAAGGCAACCAUACCACAUUAUUAUUUAACAAUUGAAAUCGAAAUGAAUCAAAUAAUCAAAUUACGUCAAACAUUGAAUGAUAUGUUACAAUCAAAAGACAAAAAAGCCAAAGGAAUAACAAUUACGGAUUUUGUUAUAAAAGCGGCUGCACUAGCCUGUAAAAAAGUACCAGAAACAAAUAGUGUAUGGAUGGAUAAAAUGAUUAGACAGUACGAAACAGUUGAUAUUAAUGUGGCAAUAGCAACGGAUGCUGGUUUAAUGACACCAAUUAUUUACAAUGUUGAUCAAAAAGGUUUAUCUCAAAUAAGUAAUGAUGUAGCGGAACUUAGUGAAAAGGCCAAUCAAGGCAAAUUAUCUGCAGAUGAGUUGGAGUCAUGUAUCCUAGCUGUUGGUGGCAUACAAGAGAGACUUGUACCAGAUCAAAAGAAUGAAAAAGGUACUUUGUUCUUACAACGCGCUUGUCAAGUAAAAAAUCAAGUAAGACAAGCACUUGUCAAUUUACUGCUGGAAAAAAGGCGAACAAUGGCUUGGAAAACAUUGACAUCGCGUGGACUUUAUUCUAAAUUACGUCCAUUAUUAGCUGAUGCAUUAAGAGAUUAUCGUGCAUUAUACAAGAUACAAACAGCUGAUUAUCACGAAAAGGUCAUCGAACAUUAUGAAAAUCCUCGUAAUGUUGGCUCUUUCGAUAAAUCAGACGAUAACAUUGGAACAGGACUUGUUGGUGCGCCGGCAUGCGGAGAUGUUAUGAAAUUACAAAUCAAAGUGGAUGAAAAUGGAAAAAUAGUUGAUGCAAAAUUUAAAACAUUUGGUUGUGGUUCAGCAAUUGCAUCCAGUUCAUUAGCAACUGAAUGGAUCAAAGGGAAAUCGGUAAAUGAAGCAAAUACGAUUAAAAACUCUGAUAUAGCCAAGGAGCUAUGUUUACCACCGGUUAAAUUACAUUGCUCGAUGUUAGCUGAAGAUGCAAUCAAGGCAGCAAUAAGUGAUUAUCAAACCAAACGUCAACAAAAAAAAUCCUCAGCUUAA